AUGCACUACCAAGCAAUACCAACACUACAAGAAAUAUGGACAUUGAUAGCAGAUUACCAUAGCACGGUUUUCGUAACUGCUAUUAAAGGGAGUUUGUUGGGGUCUUUGAAUUUCAAAGCAGUUGUGAUUGAGGUAAUCUAUGACAAAGUACCAGGACCAAGAUGGGGUUUCGGAUUCGUGACUAUGUCGCCAGUCUCUGAAGUUGAGGCAGCUGCUCAAGAGUUCAAUGGCUAUCUGAGAAAUGAGGCGUUUGAUGGAUACUUAUAUGGUUUUAUGCUGUUCUAUAUUCCAGUGAUAAGCUGCAAAGACGCUAAUCUGGAGAAAUUGGAGAGCAGAAACAGUGAUCUUUAA
This is a messenger RNA of Microthlaspi erraticum, 351 nucleotides long. The record is from the annotation of a GenBank genome assembly. Lineage: Eukaryota; Viridiplantae; Streptophyta; Magnoliopsida; Brassicales; Brassicaceae.